AUGUCCAGUAUGAAAAGUGUAAUUGUUAUUAUGGUUGUAAUAGCAAUGUGUUUUCUACCUUUAAUGGAAUCCAAACCAGUAAAAGAAAGUAAAAAAAAUGAAGAAACACCAAUUAACACUGAUGUAGAACAACCCAUAGUAAAGAAUACUGAAAUAAAGAAAAAUGAACAAGCAAAUGUGAAUGAAGAUCAAAACGAUAAGGAACUUGUAAACAAUGAAGAAAAUCCAUUACUGAGACCUAGUGGUGAGAAAGGACUGGAUUCCAAACCUGAAAUUUCAAGUGAAGAAGAUAACUCGAAACCAGAAGGCGAUUCUAAUGAAGAUCAUCGACCACCACCUUCUUCAGAGGAAGAAUGUAGUGGUUGCGAUUUUCGUAAAUCAUUAUUUGCUUACGAUGUAAAAAAGACUUACAUUGAAGAAAAAAAAGCCUAA
This is a messenger RNA of Chrysoperla carnea, 432 nucleotides long. RefSeq lists its product as uncharacterized. Lineage: Eukaryota; Metazoa; Arthropoda; Insecta; Neuroptera; Chrysopidae. The record is from RefSeq and is a predicted model, not a curated record. The transcript has 2 exons. Bases 1 to 432 code for a protein of 143 amino acids.